AGUCUUGUAUCAACUUAAUCGCCUAAAAGUCUUUUUUUUAUGUGAAUAAUCUCAAAUCUCGCAGUCAAGAGAUCGUCUACUUAUAAUGUCUGUUGCUGAAUUUUUAAAAGGCCUCCCGUCACACGAUGAAAAUAAUUUUGCAAAUUUUCAUACUGAUAACGGAAAUCGGACAUGUGUCAAGAGGCCAUCAGUCUAUCUUCCUACUAAGGAUUAUCCUUCCGAACAAAUCAUAGUUACUGAGAAGACAACCAUUUUAUUGAGGUAUCUUCAUCAACAAUGGGAUAAGAAGAAUGCAGAUAGAAAGAGAGAAUUUUUGUCUACCAACGGUGACUCCCAGGAUGAUGCAUCUACAAUACGCAGUAAAAGGCCACGUCUCGAUUUGAAUAACAGUCUUUAAAAUAUGUUACUUUUUCAUAUGAAAAUAUUAUUGGAUAUUUAAUGAUUUAUACACGAUAUAAAUUAAGUAUUUCAUAAUAGACAUGUUGGAGAUACAUUAUUACUUAAAUUUACAAAAAUAAGUCAUUUUUUUUACAAAUAGUUAAAAAA
Messenger RNA from Cyphomyrmex costatus, 546 nucleotides. Its product is annotated as DET1- and DDB1-associated protein 1. Bases 86 to 397 code for a protein of 103 amino acids. The transcript is spliced from 4 exons. Gene Ontology annotation, biological process: positive regulation of proteasomal ubiquitin-dependent protein catabolic process. Gene Ontology annotation, cellular component: Cul4-RING E3 ubiquitin ligase complex. The record is from RefSeq and is a predicted model, not a curated record. NCBI's taxonomy places the organism in Eukaryota, Metazoa, Arthropoda, Insecta, Hymenoptera, Formicidae.